Molecule: messenger RNA, 897 nt
Organism: Phytomonas sp. Hart1
Lineage: Eukaryota; Euglenozoa; Kinetoplastea; Trypanosomatida; Trypanosomatidae
Source: the annotation of a GenBank genome assembly
AUGAAGCAAGUUCGAUUUCUGCUUCAGCAUUCUUAUAGUAAGGAUGGCAGCCGCGUGAAACGUCCCGGGUCGUUGCCGAAUUUUCCUUCCGACAUCUUAUCCAAAGUCUACCACGAGGCCGUUCGGAAAGGAAAAGUAAAUCAGCAGGGCGGGGAGGCCACGGGCUUGGAGGGCUCGCAAAGUUUGUCAUCGUCCGCGGGGUUAGGGUUGGGGGGGGCGGUGUGGUAUUCGGAAUGGCGUAAUACGCGGGAGGUCACCAACCACGUGGGUGAGUUGGGCGUGAUGAGCCCACGAGCGGCCCAAUUGCGUGAGAAGGAAGGAGAAGAGAAAGGGACGGGUUUGGACAAGGAAGACGAAGUCGCACGUGAAGUGCACCCUACUGAAGAUGUUCAUGAAAGUUCACCUGGUCUGGAUGCGCACCCUAUACCAAAAUUGAAGGAGGCUGUUCCCCCGACGGGUAGUUUUUCUAGUACACACAGUUCAACGCCUGCAUCGUCCGACAGGGUGCCCAUGCUUCGGAAGCCGGAUAUCAUCACUUCGCUGGAGCAGUUUCGAGCCCUCAAGUGGCAGGCUCGCCAAAAGGUGCCACCAUGGGGAAGGAAUGCUGCCGUAGGUGUAUCUAAAGGUAUCGUUUCGAGUAAAAUGCGACCUCGACAUAGUGGCGUUCAGCUUCAAAUACUGAACUUAUAUCGUCGCAUGCUGAAGGAGGCGUUUCGUAUGCAUGACGCUGAUACGCGAUCGAACUUACAGACUUACAUUCGAAGCGAGUUUGACAAAAACGUGGAUGUGUCACGAAAACACGUUGCGAAGAUCGAGUGGUGUAUCAAUACCGGGAAGCGUAAGCUAGAGGACCUGCAGCUUAUGAAUCCAAAUACGAAAUUUUGCAUGAAACGAUAA